Molecule: messenger RNA, 924 nt
Organism: Knipowitschia caucasica
Lineage: Eukaryota; Metazoa; Chordata; Actinopteri; Gobiiformes; Gobiidae
Source: the annotation of a GenBank genome assembly
AUGACGUCUUCACGUCGCGCAACCAUAGCAACCACGGGACAUAAACAGCUGUCUGAGCUGGCGUCCCUGAUGGCUGACAUAGUGCUGUGUGAGCCCCAGCACCUGUACAACCUCCUCAACCAGAGAGGCCUCGUGUCCAGACUGGCAGAAAUCAACUACCUCUUUCUGAUUGACGCUCGAGAAGCAGAGGAUUAUAACACAGGUCACAUCAUCACAGCCAAACAAGCAAAGACGUCCAAAUCUGUGUUUCUGCCUUUUGAGCACGUGGAGAUAGACACCAUGCAGAACAUUGUGGUGUAUGAUGGCAAAAGUGACAGCCUCGAUUCUCCAGGACGAGCGCAACAGUGUGCCAAAAUGAUAUCCAAGUCCAGUUUUUCCACAGUCCAUAUCUUGAAAGGCGGUUAUGAAAAGUUUACUGCUCUGUUUAAUUUUUUUAGAACAGAACAGAUCUUGUACACAAUCAGGGAGCUUGAGAACUUGAGGACGUACCCAGUAGAAAUCCUCCCAGGAAAGCUCUACAUGGGGAAGGAGACACAAGCAAACUGCCGUACGACGAUGGAGCAGCUCAUGAUCAAAGCAGUGGUCCGUAUAUCAGCAGAUCACAUGCCGGUGUGGACCUCUGACGUGCUCAGGGUGGAAGUAGGACCAGAGAAAGGCAAGGACCAGUUCUGUUUUGAGAAGAUUUGUGACUUUAUCGAUGUGAAGAUGAGCUCUGGCUCCAGAGUGCUGCUGGUGUCCAAACACGGCUGUGUCCGCUGCAGUGCUGCAGCCACAGCUUAUGUCAUGCUCCAGCACAGAUGCACUUUCCAGGAGGCCUGGAGCCAUGUGAGGAGAUGUAAACCCAGCGUGGCCUUUGACAAGCGCUACACAGAGCAGCUGUGUGAGUGGGAGAGGAGAGUAUCAGCCACAACUACUGCUGAGUAA